AUGAUGAGAGCCUUUCAAUUUGCCGAUGUUUCCAAAGGACUCGAGUUCAAAGACAUCCCCAUUCCUACCCCAGGGAAGGGCCAAGUGCUUGUUCAAGUCAAGGCCACCGGCCUGUGCCAUACGGAUUGCAAUGUAAUCUCUGGCAAGGAUGAUAUGCUUUUUUGGCAACGACCUAUAACACUAGGGCAUGAGAUCGCCGGGGAGAUUGUUACCCUUGGACCAGAUGUGACCCAGUUCAGCAUUGGUGAAAGAGUUGUUUCUGGACUUGGUGUCAGCCACCCUCUUACAAUUCAAGACGUGACCACUUCCCCUGGGAUUGGUUAUAAUGGUGGAUAUGCAGAAUAUGCAGUCUUCAAUGUCGCGAAAACAUUGCGGAUUCCUGACGGCGUGACUUUCGCUCAAGCCGCGGUAGCUACUGACGCCAUCGCCACGGCCUAUCAUGCAGUUAUGGUUGCGGGUCAUGCUGCUUCAUCUUCUACCAUUGCUAUCAUCGGCCUAGGUGGACUGGGCCUCUCCGCUGUUAGCAUUGCACACCUGGUGGGAGCAAAGGUGUACGGGAUUGAUAUCGACCCCACGAAAUACGUUGUUGCUCUCCAGUCUGGAGCGCUGAGGUGCGCUAAGAGCCUGGAUAGGUUUCCCGGGACCCAAUUUGAUGUGAUCGUGGACUUUGCUGGUGCAGGCGUUACUACAGCUGCAGCCGUGACGGCCGUGAAACCUGGUGGACGAAUCGUCCUGGUUGGCCUUGGGGCGAAAGAGGCGACUCUGUCAACUUAUGAUUUUGUUGCCCAGGGUGCCACUUUGGUAGGGUCCGCUGGGUCGUCUGUUGGAGAAGUCGAAGAGGUGCUUGAGCUUAUCGCCAAGGGAAAGAUCAAUCCUCUGAUGGAGGAAAUCCCCUUCAACGACAUUGCAAUGGGGCUUGAUAGACUCUCGAAAGGUGGCGUGUUGGGAAGGUUAUACGCUGAUCCGAGCAAAGCUUGA
This is a messenger RNA of Aspergillus puulaauensis, 978 nucleotides long. RefSeq names its product zinc-binding dehydrogenase. Bases 1 to 978 code for a protein of 325 amino acids. The transcript has a single exon. The record is from RefSeq and is a predicted model, not a curated record. Lineage: Eukaryota; Fungi; Ascomycota; Eurotiomycetes; Eurotiales; Aspergillaceae. Gene Ontology annotation, molecular function: oxidoreductase activity; zinc ion binding.